This is a messenger RNA of Ilyonectria robusta, 1998 nucleotides long. RefSeq lists its product as uncharacterized. The transcript has a single exon. The coding region runs from base 1 to 1998 and encodes 665 amino acids. NCBI's taxonomy places the organism in Eukaryota, Fungi, Ascomycota, Sordariomycetes, Hypocreales, Nectriaceae. The record is from RefSeq and is a predicted model, not a curated record.
AUGGAAGUUGUUGGUGUCAUCGCAGCCAUUCCUGAGCUGCUGAAAAUCGUGAAGCGUACGGCUGAUGCUGUGGGAAAGCUCAGCAGCAAGGCCCGAACUGCAAAGACUGCUCAGGGCGUCCGCAUCCAACUCGACCUUCUUGCUGAGAUCCUUGACAGUAUCCGGAGACGAGAGGAAAGAACCCCCUCCGGCGGAGUCCAGCAUUCUCGACUAUCCCCUAUCAUCCGAGAUGUUGAGAACGAAGUCAUAGGCCUGCAGCGUCUAGUUGAAAAGGUCGAGGGUUCACAUGGAGGGCCUGGUUUUCUGAAGAGGGCACAACUGGUUAUCACUGGAUUCGAAAAGCAGUUCAAUGAACGCAGGGACACCCUGGACAGACUGAAGAGCCUUCUGCAAAUAUAUCUCUCCGAGUCUACCCUCAACGUUCACCAGAGGACUCAGCUGAGCAAGUUUCUCAGGCCCUCGGCAACCAAUUUCAUUCCCAAGAAGCUGGAGGGCACGCUAGAGUGGAUUUGGUCUCAAGAAGCCUUCAGAAUUUGGACCACCCAAACGCCAACAAACGUUGUCGCCACUUCCUCGUCCACCAAUGUUGCACAUGCAUCCGAUCUACCUGGCAGGGUACUCUUAAUCUAUGGGGUGAAGGGCUGCGGCAAGUCUGUCUUGGCUGCAUCUCUGGUCGAAAGCUUACGGGAGAGAGGAAAUACGACAUUUUUCUUCUCUUUCUGGGAAGGCUAUGGUAAAGAGAGGCGGACUGAUGCAAUGCUGCGAGCUCUGCUAUGGCAACUUCUUCAAAGUCUCCCCGAAGAACAGCAAAACCGCCACAUACCGCGCUUGUUGGCGAACCAGAUGCAAUUCAAGAAUCCCGAUUUUCUGGCCCUUGAGAUCGAGGCCUUGGCCCAAGACCAUCAAUCAGAUAUGUUUUGUGUCUUGGACGGAAUCGAUGAAUCAGCUGAUGACUGGAACAACAUCAAAAGUGGUCCCUUGGCGUGUUUGAUCGGGUUGCUCCAAUCCACACCCCAAAUUCGCCUUCUUUUGAGCGGCAGGCAGUCCAGUCUUCGUGCGAGUCUCCAAAGAUGGCCUCUACAUAUCGAGCUGACGAGAGAACUGGUCGAAGAUGAUUUGGCCAAAUUCAUAUCGUCCGAGUUGGACAACUGUCCCAAUAUCACCGACGAGACUCUUCGCAACAGAAUCCAACUCGAGUUGCAAUCCAAAUCUACGGUCAUGUUUUUGUGGAUUAAGCUGGUCUUCACGGAGCUGCGUUUGUCGUUCAGUCCUACAGAAAUCAGCCUGACACUGAGUCGUCUGCCUAAUGAGUUGGAUCGAGAGUAUCAUCGACUCUUCUCAAUGCUCAUGGAGAGACUCGCCGGGAGGUCUACCAAUCCCUCAAUUGGCAUGAUACGCGCAAAGGGACUUCUUAGCCUCAUCAUUGGCGCUUCCCGGCCUCUAACUUUGACGGAACUUCGCAUGGCCUACGCUUUUGCUUGCCCAUUAGCCUCACCAACUUCUGACUACCUGGAGAAUCUCAUCAGCGAAGAGGGAAUCAUAGAUGCAUGCGGGGACUUCAUAACCACCAACGAGAAUCUCAUUUAUCUUGGGCACACUUCUAUCCGAGAGUUCCUGCUUCGACCUGCGGACCAAUGGUACGACCAAGUCAGUAGUGUUGCCUACUUCCGCCUUGAGCCGAGUUAUUGCCAUCGCAAAAUUGGGCUCUCAUGUUUGAGAUAUCUGCAGCAAGUCAAGUGGGAGCAUUUAGAUCAAGUCGGCGUGGUUGAUGAGCUUGCGAGUCGAUAUCCGCUACUGAACUAUGCAUCCGGUUAUAUGACCUCACACUUCUUGGAGUCAGACUUUACUUCUCAAGAAGCAGGGAGUUAUUUAAGCGAUUUCUUCAACUCGCAAGAAUCCGCGGCCUGGAUGGAGUUCGUUAUCUCAUCCGACAAUGGCCACCUCCCAUUCACUUUUGGGACGACGCUUUGCUGUUCUGGGGUGCUUGGGAUAGCUUGA